This is a messenger RNA of Mercurialis annua (annual mercury), 2144 nucleotides long. Its product is annotated as ubiquitin carboxyl-terminal hydrolase 27. Gene Ontology annotation, molecular function: cysteine-type endopeptidase activity; cysteine-type deubiquitinase activity. Gene Ontology annotation, cellular component: nucleus; cytosol. Lineage: Eukaryota; Viridiplantae; Streptophyta; Magnoliopsida; Malpighiales; Euphorbiaceae. The record is from RefSeq and is a predicted model, not a curated record. Gene Ontology annotation, biological process: protein deubiquitination. Bases 79 to 1740 code for a protein of 553 amino acids. The transcript is spliced from 10 exons.
UUUCUCUUCCGCCUAGUCUUACACAGAGUUGCAAUUGCCAACUCCAACUCUGAAUUCUUUGUUUGCCUUUGUAUUAAAAUGAAAAACUCAGUAACCAACUCGUUAAUAAGCAAUUUGAAGUAUGCUUCUUCUUCUUCUGGGCUUCACAUAUCGGUUGCCGGCGGUUUUGUUGGCGUUGCUGCUUUGGUUUUUGCUCUGAUUAAAGAUCGCAACUUUAACAAGUUAACUACACUGCUACCUUCGUUUUCCGGUCGACAAACACUUCCCCAGAAACUCUAUUUAGUCCCUGGCUUGCAAAAUCUUGGCAAUAAUUGCUUUUUGAAUGUCAUUUUACAGGCUUUAGCUAGUUGUUCAUAUUUCCAGCCUUCUCUUCAGAAGGUAAUAGGAGAAUGUGACUCAUCGGACACGGAGGAGUGGAGUGAAAAUUUGCAGCUUACAAUUGCUUUGGCUUCUUUAUUAGAAGAACUAUCUGCAUUUGGCGAAGAGAAAGUUGUGCUAAAUCCCCGAAAUGUGAUGCUUGCGAUGACAGAGUAUAUUCAAAAUUUCAAUUUAACGAGUCAGCAGGAUGCUGAAGAAGCAUUUCUUCAUCUCUUAUCAUCUUUAAGAAAAGAAUUUUCAGAUUCUUAUUCUUCAAAUAAGAGUUCUCUAGCAGAUGCUUUUGCUUCUUCUAAUUGUAGGAUUCUUAAUCCAAAGAGGAGGGAGUUCCUAAAUGAACAAGAAAGGUGGCAGCGACACUUCCUUGGACCGUUUGAUGGGAUUAUCGGUAGCAUCCUAACAUGUCAAAGUUGUUCAUCUCAGAUUUCAUUGAAUUUUCAAUUUUUCCACAGCUUGGCUCUUUCACCUCCCCUUGAAAGUGUUGAUAAUAUUAUGGCUGGAUGCACUUUGGAGAAUUGCUUGAAGCAGUUCACUGUCGCUGAACUAGUUGAGAACUACAAUUGUAGCCGUUGUUGGCACAUUGCUGCAUUGAAGUAUUUGUCUCUGAAAGGAGCAAUAGAGACAGAAAUUGAAAAACUUAGGACAUGUAGCAUGCAAGACUACUGUACCUGCCACACUCUUUCUCAUCUUGAAAGUUUGCCAUGGUCAAGUAACUUUUCUCGCACCCUAAAGCAGCUAAGUAUAUCUCGUUGUCCAAAGAUUUUAUGUAUUCAUUUGCAACGUGCUUCAAUCAAUCAGUUUGGAGAACUAGUCAAGCUUCAGGGCCACGUCAGCUUUCCGUUGAUUCUGAACAUGCUUCCAUUCACAAUGGAAAAGCUGCAAUGUCAAAAACCAAGGCCUCAUUUGAAGUAUUUAAAUGUUCAACCCGACUCAAGAGUGCUAAAUUGCAUUUAUGGGCAAAGUGCUUACUCAAAAAUCUUACCAGCUCCAGAGUCAUGGUGCAAUGACCAGAUAGAAGCCUUUGCGGGAGAAUCCAGUUUGCCUCAACCUAAAGGCUGUUUUGAUGGUCUGGGAUUGGAAGAUAAUGAUGAGGUCUCCGUAUCUGGCACGCUAGUCGCUUCCGAACCUUUGCUCUAUCGUCUUGUUUCUGCGGUGGAGCACUUUGGACAAACUGGAGGAGGGCAUUACACUGUUUACAGAAGUGUGAUAUCUCCAUCACCGGAGGAGCAUACUGGUGAAAAUCUCAAUCUUUCUCCCCGCCCCUGGUUCUGUAUAUCAGACUCCGAUGUACACCGUGUCUCAGAGGAGGAUGUUCUAGCUGCAGAGGCUAGCUUACUUUUUUAUGAGAGAAUUAUAGGAGACUAAGAUAAUCUACACCUGUUGAUUUGGAAGCUGAUCAUAUUGGUGGCUCUGUUGGCUGAAAUGCCAGUAUGCCACCGUAAAGGUACGUGUGGACGAUGACAUGCAUUUCGAACCAGCAACUUUUUUUUGUUCAACACGUAACUAAAUGAUAGGAAUAGUGAGUAUUAGAAUUCUUCUAUGGCUAAAAUUCAGCUAGGGAGAUAUGUUGUAUAGUGAAAGUACCUAUUUGACAAACGAAAAUUCUUUUAAAUCCUCAUUUUCUGAACAGUUGGUGUCUUGUAAUGGUUUGUUUUUGUCAUUUCUUGAAGGAUAAGAGGAAGAGCAGAACAAACAAUUGAAAGUUCUUGUAUCUUGAUCUUAGCUAGUGAAUGCUAACUACAAAUGCAAAUUAUUAUGCUUUAACUUUA